Halichondria panicea is the source of this 2709-nucleotide messenger RNA. RefSeq names its product delta-1-pyrroline-5-carboxylate synthase-like. The coding region runs from base 140 to 2497 and encodes 785 amino acids. NCBI's taxonomy places the organism in Eukaryota, Metazoa, Porifera, Demospongiae, Suberitida, Halichondriidae. The record is from RefSeq and is a predicted model, not a curated record. The transcript is spliced from 11 exons. Gene Ontology annotation, molecular function: ATP binding; glutamate 5-kinase activity; glutamate-5-semialdehyde dehydrogenase (NADP+) activity. Gene Ontology annotation, cellular component: mitochondrion; cytoplasm.
UGCAAGGACAAAGGCUUUUGUGUUAUCAUGUUGUGAUAAAUGCACUGUAGCUAGCUAGCUUGGAAGCUAGAAUUCAGUGUGUCUGUAUCAAAUACUAUAAAAUAUAAAACUUAACUCUUCAGAAUAGAUAGCAGCAAAAAUGUGGAGGCUUCUCACACAGAGCAAGGUAAAGUCAUUGCAGACACACAUCAGCCUCAAAGCCCCUGUGAGGAGGUAUAGUGGACUGAAGACUGAGAGGAAGAUUGCAGCAGUAAGGGGAGACCUUGCUAACAGCAGGAGGAUUGUUGUCAAGUUGGGAUCAGCUGUGAUUACUAGGGACGAUGAGUGUGGAAUUGCCCUAGGGAGACUAGCAAGUAUAAUUGAGCAGGUGUCAUGGCUACACAAUCGUGGCAAAGAUGUGGUAGUAGUGACCAGUGGUGCAGUGGCCAUUGGAAAGCAGAGUAUGAGACAAGAAAAGCAGUUGUCCCGAAGUGUGAGACACGCACUUCUGAACUCUCGUGAGACCACCUACUCAGAGGGGGAGGACUUGGAACCCAGGGCAUGUGCUGCAUCAGGGCAGGUCGGACUCAUGACGCUCUAUGAGACCAUGUUUGCCCAGUAUGGAAUCAGCUGUGCUCAGGUACUAAUCACCUCCAACGAUCUGACCCAUGGCAGCAGUCAAAGGAAUUUGCUCAACACAAUGAAUGCCCUUCUGAGCAUGAAAGUGGUCCCUGUACUCAAUGGCAACGAUGUGGUAGCACCUACCCCCCAGAUUGGUAGUGACCUGGAAAAUGUAAGCGAGGUCCUAAGCAUACCAGACAAUGACCAGCUGGCGGCUCAGGUUUCCACGGCAAUGAAUGCAGACCUCCUAGUGCUGUUAUCAGAUGUGGAUGGACUGUACACCGGUCCACCCAGUGACCCCAGCUCACGACUUAUUCAGACUUAUUACCCUGAGCAUGCCAACAACGAGGUCAAGUUUGGAGGCAAGUCCAGAGUGGGCCGAGGAGGAAUGGAGUCAAAGUUACAGUCAGCUGUGAGGGCAGUGGAGGGAGAGACAGCUGUUGUCAUUGCCAAUGGGAUGAGACAAGGGGAGACUAUUCUGGACAUUGUCCAAGGAAAACCUGUCGGCACCUUUAUUACGAGGAAUGGACACAUUGAGUUAGCAACCAGUGGUGCUGUUUUGGCAGAUGAAGCUCGUGAUGGAAGCUAUGCUCUCCAAGCACUCUCCUCAGACCAGAGAGCCGCUAUUCUUCACCGUCUAGCAGACCUGGUGAUGGAGAGAGAGCAGGAAAUUAUCACUGCCAACCAGAAGGACAUCAAAGAAGCCAUUGACCUUGCAGAUGCUCUCAAAUCUCGACUCAAGCUUACUCACGAGAAACUGGAGAGCCUCUCAGAUGGACUACAACAGCUGGCUGAGGCAGUUGUCAAUGGCGACCACGUUGGUCAAGUGAUCAGACGAACACUGGUGGGAAAGGAGCUGGUGUUGGAGCAGCAGAAAGUGCCCAUUGGAGUGCUUCUGGUCAUCUUUGAGUCCAGGCCAGACUGUCUCAUUCAGGUUGCAGGUCUGUCAGUGGCCACAGCGAAUGGUCUCCUCCUCAAGGGUGGUAAAGAGGCCAAGCAUAGCAACAGAUACCUUCAUAGUUUGGUCCAGGAGGCUCUCUCACUGCAUGUGCCCAAAGGAGCGGUUGGAUUGGUUGACAGCAGAGAGGAAGUGAGUGAGUUGCUCUCGCUACAUAACCAAAUCGACCUGGUCAUCCCAAGGGGAGGAAACAGUCUUGUACGAAGUAUCUUGGAGCAGGUGCAGGGCAAGAUCCCCGUCCUGGGUCACGCUGACGGAAUCUGUCAUGUUUACUUGGACAAAGACGCUGAUCUCAACAAAGCACUCAAUGUUGUGGUGGACUCCAAAUGUGACUACCCUGCCGCGUGCAAUGCCGUGGAGACCAUCCUACUACACAAGAGUCUCCUCAACUCCUCCAUCUUCCAGUCGGUGAUAGCCGCCCUGAAAGAGAGAGGUGUUGUCAUCCAUCCUGGCCCUUCACUGAGCUCCACCCUCCCCUUCCACUCGGGACCAGUGCCCUCACUGCACGUUGAGUACGGGGGGCUAGAGUGCAACUUGGAGGUGGUGGACUCUUUGUCUGAUGCAGUACAGCAUAUCAACACUUAUGGCAGCUCACACACUGAUGCCAUUGUCACAGAAAAUGAUGCCACAGCUGAUGAGUUUCUCCGAUGUGUGGACAGUGCGUGUGUGUUUCACAAUGCCAGUACCAGGUUUGCCGAUGGCUAUCGAUUUGGACUGGGGGCUGAGGUGGGAAUCAGCACCGGGCGUAUCCACGCUAGAGGACCGGUGGGUAUUGAAGGACUUCUCACAACAAAAUGGCUACUGAGAGGUGAAGGACAUGCAGUGACAGACUUUGGCCAAGACGGCUCUUGUGUGUACAUACAUCAGCAGCUGGCUACCGACAAGAGCAAGCCAGUCCAUUCUGAAACUGAAGAUCAUUCUAACACAUUGGCCAAUUAGAUCAAAUGAGCGUAUUUUUUAUUUUGUUGUCAUAUUUUUGUACACUCAUUAAUUCACAUGGAUUCAAUCCCCUCAUUUAAUAAUUAGUUUUACAUAAUCAUGUUGUAUAUAGAGAACUGAGUGCAUAAUUAUUAUACAUGUAUACAACAUGAUAUUUAAUGUGUGAUGCCAUAAAUUAAGUGAGGAUAAAAAAAAAAGUUGGAAUUAUACAA